GAGCAGCCAAUCAGUGUCACUGGGGUUCCGGGUUCUAAAGUCCCCGCGGAGCUGACGGGACUCAGGUUCUGCCCAGAUUGAGAGGCUGGGGUGAUGGCGCCCCGGUUCGUCCUGCUGCUGCUGUCGGGGGCCCUGGCGCUGACCGGGACCUGGGCGGGCCCCCACUCCCUGCUGUAUUUCCAAACCUCCGUGUCCCGGCCCGGCCGCGGGGAGCCCCGCUACAUCGAGGUCGGCUACGUGGACGACACACCGUUCGUGGGGUUCGACAGCGACGCCGCGAACCCCAGGAUGGAGCCGCGGGCGCUGUGGAUGGAGCAGGAGCCGGGCGAGUACUGGGAGGGGCAGACGCGGAUCUGCAAGAGCAGCGCACAGGUUAACAGAGAGAACCUGAAGACUGCGCUCCGCUACUACAACCAGAGCGGGGACGCUCCUCACACCAUGCAGAGAAUGUCCGGCUGCGAAGUGGGUCCAGACGGUCAUCUCCUCCGCGGGUACUAUCAGCUCGCCUACGACGGCAAGGACUACAUCGCCCUGAACGAGGACCGGAGCUCCUGGACCGCGGAGGACAUGGCGGCUCAGAUCACCAAGCGCAAGUGGGAGAGGACCGGGGUGACUGAGCAAUGGAGGGCCUACAUGGACACGUGCGUGGAGUGGCUGCGCAGAUACCUGGGACACGGCAAGGAGACACUGCUGCGCACAGAUCCCCCAAAGGUACGUGUGACCCACCACCCGACCUCUGACCAUGAGGUCACCCUGAGGUGCUGGGCCCUGGGCUUCUACCCUGCGGAGAUCACCCUGACCUGGCAGCGGGAUGGAGAGGACCAGAUCCAGGAAAUGGAGCUUGUGGACACCAGGCCUGCAGGAGAUGGAACCUUCCAGAAGUGGGCAGCUAUCAGGGUGUCUUCUGGAGAGGAGCAGAGAUACACCUGCCAAGUGUGGCAUGAGGGGCUGCCUGAGCCCCUCACCCUGACAUGGGAGCCUCCUGCUCAGCCUGCCAUUUCCAUCAUCGUACUUGUCAUCGGCCUGGCAGUUCUGGUUAUUCUAGCUGCUGUGGUGGGUUUUAUGCUGUGGAGGAAGAGGAAUGCAGGUGAGAAAAGAGAAGGCUAUGACAAGGCUGCAAGAGACAACAGUGACCAGGGCUCUGAUGCUUCCCUCAGAGCAGAAAAAGUGUGAACAGCUGCUUUGUGUGGCACUGAGAGGAAUAACAUUUGUUCCUGCCUCUCCUCCUCCUUCUUGGACACCUUGAGCUCCUGACUUCUCUUUCUGCAUGUGAAUUCUCUCCAUGUCCCUGAAUCUGUGUCCUGUCAGCAUCCUGUGAGGAAAUGAGGAGGCCAGCCCAGCCCUGAGCACCAACCCUCCCCACACUGGGCUGGGUGUCUUUCUCCAUCCACCUGCUGCCCCAGCAGAGGAGGAGCCAGGGCGUCCCCAUCCCUGACUGCACUGCAGGUUGCUGCAGCUCCUUCAUUCUCUAUUCAUAAGAGAAUGUGGAUGUGGACUUGUUUCUGAAAUUAUUGCCAUGAUAUAAGCCUGAAUAGCUAAUAAGUCAAAAUGUGAUUCCUGAAAGUUUAGAUAAAGAAAUAAAACUUGACGGUAUUCCAGAA
This is a messenger RNA of Perognathus longimembris pacificus (Pacific pocket mouse), 1601 nucleotides long. RefSeq names its product saoe class I histocompatibility antigen, A alpha chain-like. Lineage: Eukaryota; Metazoa; Chordata; Mammalia; Rodentia; Heteromyidae. The coding region runs from base 94 to 1173 and encodes 359 amino acids. The transcript is spliced from 8 exons. Gene Ontology annotation, biological process: antigen processing and presentation of endogenous peptide antigen via MHC class I via ER pathway, TAP-independent; positive regulation of T cell mediated cytotoxicity; immune response. Gene Ontology annotation, molecular function: peptide antigen binding; signaling receptor binding. Gene Ontology annotation, cellular component: external side of plasma membrane. The record is from RefSeq and is a predicted model, not a curated record.